Messenger RNA from Nematostella vectensis (starlet sea anemone), 1938 nucleotides. Its product is annotated as tetratricopeptide repeat protein 23-like. The coding region runs from base 118 to 1680 and encodes 520 amino acids. The transcript has 9 exons. NCBI's taxonomy places the organism in Eukaryota, Metazoa, Cnidaria, Anthozoa, Actiniaria, Edwardsiidae. The record is from RefSeq and is a predicted model, not a curated record. Gene Ontology annotation, molecular function: protein binding.
GCUUCGAGGAAGCAUUCAAAAUGGCGGAAUAAUCGAAGUAUGUUUAUUUGUUUUGAUGUGUUGUGUUUAAUGUGUUCUAGCGUUUUGAUGGUUUAGUGACUGUCUUGAUUUAGUGGCAUGUCAAGGUAUAGCGCUCAUCGAUCGGAUGACGACGGCAGCAGCUUGCUGAGUAGCGCUGGCGAGGAGAGCUUGGCUGAUAGUGGAGAGGGACGUAGAGAAAAUGCCAGACAUAAACCCAGAGUAAUGAUAGGAGGUGAAGGUGAGAAGCAUUCAGUGCCAGCAGUCAUCACCAUCCCAUCAGUGACAGAUCCAGGAGUGGCAGAGGGGCGGCCCCCAAGGAAGGGGCCUAGACGUGGCUCUUCCUCAGAAGAAUUUGAGUCUGCAAAUGAGCCAGAAGAUGAAAAUCUAGGAGCUCCGGGGCUGACCCCUCCUGAGGUUCUGUUAAAGCGUAUGCGCAAGAGAGCUAGGGAGCUAGCGGCACAGGGUGCUGGUGAAGAGAGUGUGUUUGACAGGAUAAGAUGUGUUGCACUCACAAGAAUUGUAUAUGGUGACUACCAUUGGCAGCUUGCAAAAGCCUACUCCAAGCUGGCCUAUGCAUACUUUCAUCUUAGGGGGCUGGCUCCACAAGCUUUGAAGCAUGCUGAAAAUGCAAGGGACACUCUUCUUGCUGCGGACAACAUGCGUCAACAGUACCGCCAGCACUACACAAGGGAAGACAUUGUGCCUGUAUUGCAGCUGACCUAUCUUACAAUGGGGCAAGCACAUGCAGCCCUUAAUCAUUUUCAGAAAGCAGAACAAAACCUGAAGAAAGCUGAACUAGUGUCACAAGAGAGAGAAGAUAUGCAGCAAGGUCACAGAAAUCCUGACAGAUAUAUCAAGGUGCUGAUGGCCCUAGGGAAAGUCGCCAUGAAGCUAAACAAAGUUGGAUACGCUAUGGAUUGCUUAGAAAAGGGUUUGGAGGCUGCUCAAAAAGAGUAUGGAGGAAAGGGAGUUCAGCUGAUUCCUAUUUACCAAAGCCUUGGACAUGCAGAACAAAAACAAGGAUCUGGACUGAGCAGCAAGAAAAGAUCAGUGGACAUGUACCUGCAUGCACAUGGAAUAGCUCAAGACAAUUAUAAGGAAGACUCUGUGCAAGUCGCCGACUCAGCGUUCAUGGUAUCAUUAGCAUAUCUUUCAACUGGCGAGGUUGAGGAUGAGGAGAAGGCUAGCGAGUUUUUACACACCACCAUAGACAUCUACAUGGAGCACAGUGGGCCAUAUCACAAGCAAACUGUCAAAGCUCAGGAUGAGCUUUGCUGCCUACUCAUUCGUCAAGGUCGUCUGGACGAAGCAUUGUCCUUACUCAAGAAACUCAUAACUGCCAAGUCUGAGAUUCACGGUGACCCAAGCAAUGAGCUUGCGACUGCACACCAGCUGAUGGGAUCCAUAAGGCUGAAGCAGGCCAAGACAGAGGUGGCUCUGAAACACUUUAUGAAGGCUUAUACCAUGCUACAAUUUGUGCUCGGAAACAACCACAGGAAGACCAAAGACUUACGGGAGACUGUUGAACUUAUUAAAAGGGCUCCAGGUGCCAGCAAAGUGCAGACCUCAGAUGACAAGAUGAGGGAGAGACCGAGAUUCACUCAAGUCGUCGGUAGAUCAAAACCAGUAGGGAGUAACACGACAUCUGCUUGGUCAUAAUCAAGGUGUUUUACGAGCCCUUGUUUGAAUUUGUAAAUACUGUACGGAGUUCCUUGUUUGAAAAUGACUUCCUUGUACAUUUACAGUCUGCAUAUUGAUAAGGACAGGGAGGAGAGGGGACUCGCUCUUUGCUAUUCAUAUCCAAUACAUUGCAACACAGCCUUUUCGAAAUAUAUCACUGUACAACAAACAAUAUGAUAAUUGUAUAAUGGUGCUUCUGUUUUUAAUAGAUUAAAAAGGUAAAUUUGCAGCUCCUAA